Messenger RNA from Mesorhabditis spiculigera, 1596 nucleotides. NCBI's taxonomy places the organism in Eukaryota, Metazoa, Nematoda, Chromadorea, Rhabditida, Rhabditidae. The record is from the annotation of a GenBank genome assembly.
AUGAUCUCUAGGAAAACUUUCAACGAGCUCACCUUCUGCAAAGAUGCCGUGGUGACGCACCUUGCGGAUCGUUGCCCGGAUAAGGACCCCGAAGAGCUAGAACCGACCAAGGUCCAAUCGCUGGUGCAUCCCUUUUUCCAGAGACGCUCCCAUGUGCUGGUCCGUGCUCCCACCGGCUCGGGCAAGACAAUCGCGUUCUUGGCCCCAAUCUUCGACAUACUGGCGCCCCCCGUGCUGUUGGGAUCAAGAAAGGCACCGCGCGCUCUGGUGGUAAUCGACACACGUGAUUUGUGCCGUCAACAUACUUGUGUCGCCACGCAGUUGUCCAAUUUAACCGACGGUCGGCUGACCGUCGCGUGCCACAUGGGCGGCAACAUCUCCCGCAUCGACUGCGAGAAGUACAAGGCCGAGCAGCACAUCAUCGUCAACCCGCCCAACUACGAGUACGAUAUCCUAUUCAUGUCACCCGGCAAGCUCAUCGAGGCUAUCCAACGCAAAAUCGACUUCUCUCAGCUCGAGUUCAUCGUCUUCGACGAGGCGGACGAGUUAUUCGAUGGGGGCAAGUUCCAAGAGGAGUUCCGCUAUCUCAAGGAGGAGCUGGAAAAGCUGCGUGCCCAGCCCACCUUUCGGCCUGCUGUAUCCUUCUUCUCGGCCACGCUCGACCCGGAAUCGCAGCAAGUCCAGCGUGGAUUGAGCAUUGUUGGCUUGGAGAAUCUCCCUGUCGAAGAGUUGGGAUUCGUGUACGUGGACCGGCAGCACAGCGUCACUCAGCUCGUCUUCAAGGUGGCCGGCAUACGGCAGAAGCUGCACCUUUUGGAGAUCCUCCUCGAGAAAGACCUGAAACGUGGCGGCUCGUCGAACAAAGACCCGAACAAGCACACCCAUGUGUACCCAAAUGCGACUCUCGUCUUCUGCAACACGCGCGCCCAGGCGUGGUUCGUCUACAUGUGGCUGAAGCAGAAGGAUUUCCCGGUGGCCGUGCAUACCGGAAAGAUGAACGACUCGGCCCGGAACUCGAAUCUAACGGGAAUCUCGGAUGGCAGGGUGCCGAUUUGCAUCGCGUCAGAUGCGUUGGCCCGCGGGCUUGAUAAGCCGAAUGUUGACCAUGUGAUCCUCUACCAGCUUCCCAACGAGAAAUGGGACAAAUACGACCAUCGCGUCGGACGGGCUGGUCGGGCUGGAAGGCCUGGUACAUGCUCAAUCUUGUUCGACGCGAAUCACCGCCCAGACUUGAUGGAGGCGGGCAUGCUGCUGGCGAAGCUGCGUUCUUUCGGCCAAAAGGUGCCAGCUUUCCUGACUGGACUGGGCGGGCACGUCGAGAUGGUGGAGGCCAGUACGCAAGAUUCGACAGAAGAUUCGCGUAGCAACUAUGACACGGCCCACGAGGACGAGCUGCGCACCACCGACUCGACGACCGACGCCGACGACCCGAGCUCCGAUCUGUCACUCUCCAAUAUUCGCCCGCCAAUGAGUGAUGAUGAUGAUGAUCGCGACUCCAGCCAACCUCAAGGAGUUGCCGACACGUACACCGAUGAGGAGGAGGCGGACAAAAUGGACUAUGAUCAAGGCUUCCGCUCCACCGGCCCCGACCUGCCA